AUGACGAUAACCAGAGAGUUGCGAAAUCUUGGAGAUACAGAGGCAAAAGAACUUGGCACCUUUAACCGAGUUUUGCAGCGCCAGGCCAAACGACAUACGAUUUUAUUUGCAGAUCUUGAUUCUGUUGCACUGGUGGGUAUCAAAAGUACGAUGCAAGAACAGAAUCCAUUUGCGAUGCAGUUUUUGCCGUUUGGUCGACCAGUUCAAUAG
Molecule: messenger RNA, 210 nt
Organism: Plasmopara halstedii
Lineage: Eukaryota; Oomycota; Peronosporomycetes; Peronosporales; Peronosporaceae
Exons: 2
Coding region: 1-210 (69 amino acids)
Source: RefSeq, a predicted model, not a curated record